AAUAAAGUUUCUCCUCUGAGGAGGGAAGGAGAAGAGAGAGCGAAGGGGGAGAAAAAGAGCUCCAGCGCCGAGAGGAAAAGAGGGCGGGACCGCGCCGGGGAGCGGCUGGUCCGGCUUCGUAGGGCGCUCUGCCUUCGGGGGGCUCUCGCAGGAAUUUCCGCGGAUUUGAUGUAAUGUCCAAAUUCAGAAAUGCCUUAUGUGGAUCGUCAAAAUCGUAUUUGUGGUUUUCUAGACAUUGAAGAAAAUGAAAAUAGUGGAAAGUUUUUGCGGAGAUACUUCAUAUUGGACACAAGAGAAGAUAAUUUGGUAUGGUACAUGGAUAAUCCACAGAACCUUCCCUCUGGAUCUCCGCCAGUUGGAGCCAUUAAACUUACCUACAUUUCAAAGGUUAGUGAUGCAACUAAACUGAGGCCAAAGGCAGAAUUCUGCUUUGUCAUGAAUGCAGGGAUGAGGAAAUACUUCCUACAAGCCAAUGAUCAGCAAGACUUAGUUGAAUGGGUGAAUGUCCUGAACAAAGCUACCAAAAUCACAGUACCAAAGCAAACUGAUUCACAGUCUCACACUGAUAAUUCAACACGUCACACUGAAAAUGUGGGGUUAAAGAAGCAGAUGUCUUACAGGACAGAGAUUGUUGGUGGUGUUCCUAUAAUAACCCCUACUCAGAAAGAAGAGGUAAAUGAAUGUGGUGAAGGUGAUAAAAACUACUUGAAACGGUCCCAAAGCCACCUUCCUUAUUUUUCUGCUAAGCACCCCCCAGAUAAUGCUGUGAUUAAAGCUGGCUACUGUGUUAAACAAGGAGCAGUGAUGAAGAACUGGAAAAGAAGGUAUUUCCAGCUGGAUGAAAACACGAUAGGAUACUUUAAAUCUGAACUGAUGAAAGAUGUCAAAUUGUAUGGUUUCAGAAAAAGAAAGCAAUGUAAUUCAUCAUAUUACUCAAACUACAAGCAAGCAAGCAAUGAUAAGGAGCCCCUUCGGAUUAUACCACUGAAAGAGGUUCAUAAGGUCCAGGAAUGUAAACAAAGUGAUAUAAUGAUGAGAGACAAUCUAUUUGAAAUUGUAACAACUUCUCGAACGUUUUAUGUACAGGCAGAUAGCCCAGAAGACAUGCACAGCUGGAUCAAAGCAAUUUCUGGUGCAAUAGUAGCACAGCGAGGACCUGGAAGAUCAGCAGCUUCUGAACAUUCCAACUGUUCUUCAGAAUCCACCUGUCCUGCAAAAACAGCAGCAGCCACCUCACAUUCCACAACCACUCACAACCCCCCUUUGGUCCAAACCCUUAACACCAAGCCCCUUGUCUUGGAGAAGCGAAGACUUCACGAAUCUUUUACCAAGACCAAGCCAGGGAGCUUCAAGAUCCAGGCUGUCCCUUCAAGAGACCCAGCUUCCAAAGUGACUCUACAGGGCCUAAUGGAACCUCAAAAUAAAAAUGGCACUCAGGAACAGGAUCCUGGCCCAGUGGAUCUGGAUGAUGCAAGCCUUCCAGUCAGUGAUGUGUAAUAAUGGGAAGAGUUUGGAGAGUGAUGCAUUUGCUUUUGGUCCUUGAAUUUCCUUGCUCAGACUUUUAGCCAAAGAUGACUAUGGGAUGAAAGAACAAAGAAUGGAAUGUUGCUUAUAUGUGUGUGCUUACAUUCAAAUUUGUGUAUGUUUAAAUUGUCAUAUGCUGCCUUGUACUGAUUAUCAGAGCGGACCUUUUGCUUCUACCGCAGUCUGAUGAUAAAUCUUUUUAAAGUGAGGGGCCAAAACAAAUGAUUAAAUAUUACUGUUGUCAAUAAGCAAGAUACCAGCUGCUUUUCAUCACCCAUAUGGCAAAACUGAGUAGUAUCUUUGUGCUUUAAUAAAAGAAAUGUCAACAUGUGACUUACUUAUACUCUAAUUCAGGCUAUUGACAAGCAAGUUGACUUACUUUCUUAAAACACUGGCACAGCCUUUCAGAUAUUUUAAUAUAUGUAUGCAGAGUUGUUUCUUAUAGGAUCAACACUGUAGAAACUUACAAAAAUACGCAGAGCUUGAUAUAAUGUACUUUUCCUAUGCACAGAGUCUUCAUGUAAAAAACAACACUAUAAUUCUGCUGUGUCUGAAAUGAAGUGUAUUUUCCCUACCAUGAUGAUACAGAUUUGGCAGCUGCUGCAUGAUCUGCAUUCUUAUGGCACAAAUACCACCUGCACUGUAUUUUAGACAUUGCAUACAAGUGUGUUAACUUACAUGAAAUGAGUGUCUCUAUGUGUGAGAAAAGCAUUCCUAAAGGUGAGGGGCACAGAGCACUUACACCAAUAAAAGUGUGCUGACUUUAUUGGAACAACUUCUUUGUAACUGCUCUGUGAAUCACUGCCCUUCUAUAGAAUUCAAUCCCCUUAGAAUUCCUGGUAUUUGGUGCUGUGAAACUAAUUAAAGAGUAAUACAGCUAUUUUGAAUAUUAAGCCUAUUUUUAUGCACUCCUAAAGGUAAAUUGUAAUUUUUGCACAUUUGGAUAUUAAUGGACCACCAAUAAAUAAGGGUGUUGUGGGGUUUUUUAAGUAGGGAGAAGGGAAACUGGACUACUAAAUAAAUCUUUUACAGGUUUAACUAAAAGUAUUUUAUAUUAAGCUUCUCAGAAAUUAAAAGUUUAAAACUAUUGUCUUAAGAUUUUCCCCCUCCUGUAUGCUCCUUUACCCCAAGUGUGGUAUUAAAUGGUUCCCAUUUUAUAUUUGGGUUAGUAAAGUCUAAACAAACUUGUUUCAUGCUGUUAACUGGUACUGAGUUGUUCAAUCAUGCAAUUGUGGCCUGUAACUUUUGGUGCACUAAAUUUAUUAAAAGUGCCUGUGGGUUCUUCUUUCAUGAUGUGUUAAAUGUUUGGGGGUUAAUUGGAUGCUGAAUUUUGCUUUUGUGGUUUUGAACCUUAUUUUGUGUAGUGUAGUUCACAACAUGUAUAAAAAAAUGAUACGCCAGCAUUGCCAGCAUACUGGUAUCUAUUAGCUGUGCAUUGUGUUUUUUAAACUUUUCAGGGUUUCAGUGAUGAAAAUAAUGGGUUUAAGACACUGAUGUUGGAUAUUUUGAUCAGAAUGAGCAUGCACUAUUUUGUAGUUAGGUUGUGAAAUUAUUUGCUUUAAUCAACAAAAGCCCCAAAGUUUCACAUGAUGCUGCUUAAUGCAAUUCAGUUUCCAGUUUGUAGUACUCUAGUUUUUUUAAACCUUGCGUGUGUGAGAGAGAGAUGCUUGACAAAGCAUG
Podarcis raffonei (Aeolian wall lizard) is the source of this 3204-nucleotide messenger RNA. It is a transcript of the gene PLEKHA1, whose product is annotated as pleckstrin homology domain containing A1. Gene Ontology annotation, cellular component: cytoplasm; membrane. NCBI's taxonomy places the organism in Eukaryota, Metazoa, Chordata, Lepidosauria, Squamata, Lacertidae. Gene Ontology annotation, molecular function: PDZ domain binding. The transcript is spliced from 13 exons. The coding region runs from base 190 to 1497 and encodes 435 amino acids. The record is from RefSeq and is a predicted model, not a curated record.